GCCAGUCUCCUUGAGCCCCGUGCUGCUUUGCGGCCUAGGCGGGUGACCGGCUGGCUGGCUGACCGACCUCGGGCCAUGGGAGGCAGCGGCAGCGCCCCGCGGAGGGUCACCUUUGAGACGGAUGAGAACGACAACGUGACGGUGGUGAAGGGCGUGCGGCUGUCUGAAAAUGUUGUAGAGCGCAUGAAGGAGCCCUCUCCACCUGGUGGAAAGCCUCAACAGAAAUCAGAAUCCGGUGGUCAUGGAGGCAUUCCAGUGAAUGAAGAAGACCUAAAGAGAAGAAUAGCUGAAGAACUGGCAUUGGAACAUGCCAGGAGAGAUGCUGAAAGUCAUAAACGAUUAAAACAAGAUCAAAGGCACGUACGGGAUGAAAUCAGUAAAGUCCUUGAGCGAGAACGGGCUGCCUCAAAUGAGCAUUUGGCCAGAGCCCUUUUCAGAGAGAGAGCCACAAAUGAAGAGGAGCGCCUGAAAGCACAAGCUUUGGCGAAGCAGCUGGAAGAGAAAGACAGAGAGCUGAAGAAGCAUGACACUUACUACAAAGAGCAGCUGGCUCGACUGGAAGAGAGGAGUGCACAAUUCUACAAAGUCACCACGGAGCAAUUCCAAAAAGCCGUCAGCGAGGUAGACGCCAGAUUCAAGCGAUACGAGUCUCACCCAGUGUGUGCCAACCUGCAGAGUAAAAUUCUCCAGUGCUACCAGCAGAACUCUCAGCAGACUCUCAGCUGCUCGGCCCUGGCCCACGAGUACUUGCAGUGUGUCAACCAUGCCAAGCAGAGCAUGGCUGGCAGAGGAGGGUAAAGGCCCCUCCCCGCAUCGAGUGCCAAUCCAUCAACUCCAAUUCCAGCAGCAGAAUGGGGUGUUUUAUUCAAGAGCUAUUCAACAGCCCAUUUACAGGGCAGGCGGAGAAGGAAAGAGAGAGCAAAUCCAGAAGGGCCAAAUCAAGACCAGCGGACGACACGGCUCAAUCAACGUGCCCAAGACCUGUACCUCAUUACGCUCAAAAUCACACAUCCGAGGGCAGCUCAUAAAACCCACUUACUGGUGAUUGAAGAAAGGCAAGGCAGAAAACUUCCACUGACCUUAGAGGAAGGAAAUAUCUCUUCCAGAUACUCCUGUUUUUUUUCCACCGCAGAACCUUCUCCUACUGCCGCCCCCUUAGCUGGGUCUACAUCGGCUCCCUGCUGCGUUCUUCUAAAUGUUCUGUUUUCCUUUGCAUAAUCAUGAGGAUGUUGGUUUAAUUUAUUGCCAAAAUUAUGUAACCAAAAGGGUCAUCCGUCUCCCCCUCUGCUGGAAUCAUGUUCCUAAAGCCUCCGUUACAUGGGAGUUCAUUGAUUGCUAAUUAUAAUUCUAAUAAGGCGUUUGAUUACUUUAUAACAGUAACCUGCCAUUGUACUGCACUGUCACCGAAUACUGACAAUUACGUCUUCUCAGUAUCAGUAAUAAAAUUCGUUUUGUGAACUGGA
Molecule: messenger RNA, 1463 nt
Organism: Eublepharis macularius
Lineage: Eukaryota; Metazoa; Chordata; Lepidosauria; Squamata; Eublepharidae
Gene: CHCHD3
Product: coiled-coil-helix-coiled-coil-helix domain containing 3
Exons: 8
Coding region: 76-798 (240 amino acids)
Biological process (GO): inner mitochondrial membrane organization
Cellular component (GO): mitochondrion; MICOS complex
Source: RefSeq, a predicted model, not a curated record